AUGGAUUAUCGUGAGAAUCGAAAUGAAUCGAGGAAAAACGAGGAUAUUCGUGGGCCCUAUUGGCAAUCCGGCAAGAUGUCUUAUCAUUGUCCACGUUGUAACGCCGGAUACACUUAUAAGAAGACCUUGAAGACCCACAUGAAGUAUGAUUGCGGAAAGGAGCCAAGAUUCAAGUGUCCUUAUUGCAAUAAAAGGGACAAGUAUAAUCGAGAUAAUCAGAAGUUGGCUAAUUUGGAACUGAUUUAUGGAUCGUUGCCAUACGAAAGAUCUGCGGUUGGUUCUGAUUUAGGAUACAAAUAUCAUUACGAUCAACGGAAGAGUUUCGAGUGUCUCAAGUGUGGUACAUUUUUCACGCAAAAGACAACGAUAACGAGACACGUAAGAUACUUCUGCGGACGGGGAUAUCGUUAUCAGUGUCCUUAUUGCGAUACCAAAGCAUCAUGCUCGUCGAACAUCUACAGACACGUGAGAUCACGUCACAAGGGUUUAGAGGCACAUGCCGUAAAGCUCUUCACAUCAUUCGAACCCCAUAGAACGACUCAUCAGUACGGGAAUACCAUCGAUGGAGAACAAUCUCAACGUAUUUGGCGUGACAGUCCAGAAGGGAAACGACGGAAAAUCUAUUCCGAUAACAAGAGUCACUACUGUCCAAGAUGCAAUCGGGGAUUCACGCUGAAGAAGAACAUGAAUCGUCACUUACGUCACGAAUGUGGAAUGGCACCAAAAUAUCAAUGUCCAUAUUGCGACAAACCAUCAAAAUUCACUCAAAAUAUUUAUGCGCAUAUUCGAAAGUAUCAUCCUGGUCAAUCGUUAUCUUUCUUUCAAGCGUCAUCGUCGUCAUCUUAUUUCCAUGGAGUACCACUUCUACCUGGGAGAAGAGUAAGAAGAUGCCUAAUUCCAAACACGGCUUUGAGAGGGACCUACGAAUGUCCAAAUUGUCGAAAGAUCUACAAGUGGUAUCGGGGUCUUCACAGGCAUUUGACGUACGAAUGCGGCAAGGCACCACGUUUCAAGUGUCCUCAUUGCGUCUACGCAGGAAAACAUAGAUCUCACGUCUACUCCCAUAUCAAGAGCAAUCAUCAUAAUCGACCUGUUUACGCGCUCGACACUCAAGAAGAUUAA
Vespula vulgaris is the source of this 1122-nucleotide messenger RNA. Its product is annotated as zinc finger protein 845-like. Gene Ontology annotation, biological process: regulation of transcription by RNA polymerase II. The transcript has 4 exons. Gene Ontology annotation, cellular component: chromosome. Gene Ontology annotation, molecular function: chromatin insulator sequence binding. The record is from RefSeq and is a predicted model, not a curated record. Lineage: Eukaryota; Metazoa; Arthropoda; Insecta; Hymenoptera; Vespidae. Bases 1 to 1122 code for a protein of 373 amino acids.